GGUAUACAAAAUAGUCGAUGGUGUAGAUGGAGUGCGUUGGCGGUCGCGUCCUUUGACACGCCGUACGAAUAGCGCACACCGCAGGAUAAACAUCGUCGCGGUCUGGUGCGAGGUCGUCUACAAGUAUCUAACUAAUAGUUAAAACAGAAGGUGGUCAGUCGUGAUUGCGUUGCAAGUGUGUAGAGAAACGCCGCAUUAAAGUCGGGGCAGCGUGCGAACGAGAAGGAUCUGCCGUUCGGCAAGCAGCUAUCGGACGCGAACACAAUGCCAAGUGUCAGCUACAGAGACAGCUCGGAAUUUCGACUCCUCGGAUUUGUAAAGAACUACCGAGGAUAUUGUGCAGACGACCGUAUUUAGCGACAGUGUUCGUCUGGCAGGACGCCUUUACCGCCGAUUCGCAUUUGUCGUACAUCAAACACUCAUACGGACUUGUCUUGUGUGUACGCACUGUGCUAGCUACCGUGCUUCGAUCCCGCGCGUUCUUGCUUACGUCUCGCGCGGUUCGCACCUCAGGACGUUUGUGUAUUGUUUACUCAACGCACUCUAUUCGGCAGCCCAGCAAUAGUACUUGCGCGUGUAGUGGAGUUUAUCGAGUAAACAUAAACAUUUUUUGACGAGGUGUCGCCGCAGCUGCAGUGCAGGCUAGUUCCUCCAUCAUUCUUCCUACGUUCUUGCGGUCGGAAGUCAGACUUUUCUAGCAACGCAGGCUCAUCACUCUUUUCCCUUAUGCUCAUCCUCAGAGUUUGGAAAGUAUUUUAAAACAACAUAAACUUAAUUUAAUUAACUGGUUGGAUAUAAUAAAUAAACCUAGAAAAUGUCAGAAAUUGUGUAUCCACAAGGGUGUAGACCCGUUACAGAUGAUCUUGGGCCAGAUGAGUUAAUAAGACGACUCAAGACCUUAGCCCAUACUUUGCAAGCUAUGGGUCAAGAUGAAGGAAUGUAUCAACAAUAUAUUCCAUUAGCAUUACAUUUGGCAGAAGACUGCUUCUUACAGCAUCAAAGCAAAGAUGUUCAAUUACUUAUUGCAUGCUGUAUUGCUGAUGUUCUUCGUGUGUAUGCUCCAGAAGCUCCAUAUAAGGAUCCAGAUCAAGUCAAAACAAUAUUCUUAUUUUUAAUAAAGCAGUUGGCUGGUCUCAAAGAUCCAAAAGAUCCAGCUUUUAAGAGAUAUUUUUAUCUUCUUGAAAAUUUGGCUUAUGUUAAGUCUUUUAAUAUGUGUUUUGAGCUUGAAGACUGUCAAGAAAUAUUUUGUGCUCUGUUCUCGUUGAUGUUUAAAAUUGUCAAUGACGAACACUCUGGAAAGGUUAAAAGUUUUAUGCUUGAUGUAUUAUGUCCACUUAUAACUGAAUCUGACGUUGUCAGUAAUGAACUGCUAGAUAUUAUUCUUAUAAAUAUUGUUGAACCCAACAAGACUCAGAAAAAAAAUGCUUACGCACUAGCUAAAGAACUUGUAAUAAAAUGCAGUGAUACUCUAGAAACAUAUAUUCAAGGAUUUUUCAAUCAUGUGCUAAUUUUGGGCAAAGUGGAAAAAAAUCUUCAAAUUUCCAGCAAAGUAUACGAUUUAAUUUACGAGCUUAAUCAUAUAUGCCCUAGUGUAUUGCUAUCCGUCCUGCCUCAACUUGAAUGUAAACUGAAGUCUUCAAAUGAACAAGAACGUCUUGGUGCAGUAGCUUUACUUGCUCGAAUGUUUUCCGAGAAAGGCUCGCAACUGGCAGUGCAGCAUCCGCAACUUUGGCGAGCUUUUCUCGGGCGUUUCAAUGAUAUAAGUGUAGCUAUACGUACCAAGUGUGUGCAGUACUCGAUGCAUUUUCUUCUUAAUCAUCCAGAACUUAGAAAAGAUAUUACCGAUACCCUGAAAAUGCGUCAGCACGAUGCUGAUGAGAAUGUACGAUACGAGGUUGUCAUGGCAAUUGUAACAACGGCUCGUAAAGAUUUUGAAGUAGUGUCCGACAGUGAAGAUUUACUGGAGUUUGUGAAAGAAAGAACUUUGGACAAGAGAUUCAAGAUUAGAAAAGAAGCAAUGACCGGCUUAGCCAUGAUCUACAAAAAGCACUUGAACGAUGCGGAUGUACCACAAGCUACAAAGAAAGCUGUGACAUGGAUUAAAGACAAAAUUUUGCAUGGUUAUUAUAUGGCGGGAAUGGAAGAUCGAUUGCUAGUAGAAAGACUGUUAAACACAUGUUUAGUGCCUUAUCAAUCACCAGCAGAAGACAGAAUGAAGAAACUUUAUCAUUUAUUGGGUACUAUAGAUGAUUAUGCCUCAAAAGCUUUUGUUGAACUACAAAAACAUCAACUCGCAGUAAGAAGAUCAGUAUCUGAAUGGAUCGAGAUAAUUAAGAGAACGGAAACUGGAGUUAGUCCUGAACAGUCUCAAAAGAUUUUACAAAUAUCUCGUUUCCUUCCUGACCCCACAAAAGUGCAAGAAUUUUUACAAAAAUUUAGUGGACAUUUGAAAAAAGAUGCAGCUCUUCUGCAAGGCAUGGAGACUAUUUUACAGUCAACAGUUUCGUGUAAAGAUUGUGCAGAAGCUAUCAGCGCAGUUUUGAAAAAAUUAGGCCCACCUGUAAUGACGAAUUUGUAUUACAAUACUAUAAAAAUGCUGCUGGAAAGAGUUAGUUCCGUGAUGAUCGAUGAAGAAGCUAUUAGGGUUUUGAUAAAGUAUGUAUUAGAUUGUCUUCAAAGUGGGAAUGUUAUUGAAGAAGUUGGAUUAAAUCCUAACAAUGCUGGGGAAAAAGGCCUCAGAUUAUUACUGAUGCUUUCUUUCGUGUUUGCACCGCAUUUUUUACACGAAGAUAUUCUCCAGCAGCUUUUACAAAUUUUGGAAUUGGAUGAUGAAAUGGUUGCUCCUCUUGUUCUUUCAAUUUUCACAUUUUUAGGAAAGUACAAGCCUUUAUGUGAGGUAUCACCAGACAUAGUGUCGCAGUUAACGCCAAAGUGUAAGGAAUUUGCAGAAUCCGGAACGCCAAAACAAGCAAAACAAGCUAUUAGAUGUUUGUACGUCAAUAUGGUUGACAAUCAUGACACCAUUUUCCCGGAAAUUAUAGAUAAAAUAAAAAAUGCUCUUUCUCCAACAUCGGAACAUUACCGCACUGCUAUUGUUGCUCUUGGACACAUAGCAUACAAUCUGCCGGAAAAGUACCAUCUGCAAAUAAAGAAUAUGGUUUCUCGGAAGAUUGUUAAAGAAUUACUUGUUAAAGAGAGCAGUGAACAGCAACAAAGCGGUGAUGCAGAGUGGUGCAGAGAAGAUGAACUUCCUGAAGAAACUCGAUGCAGGCUUGAAGGGCUCAAAUGCAUGGCUCGAUGGCUUUUAGGAUUGAAAAAUGAUGUUUUAUCAGCUCAGAAAACUUUUAGAAUGUUGAAUGCAUUUAUAGUUAACAAAGGGGACUUGCUUCAGCAAAACCGUUUAAGCAAAGCAGAAAUGAGCUGGUUACGACUUCAAGCUGGAUGCUCCAUGUUGAAAAUCUGCGAACAGAAAGGAGUCGGCGAUCAGUAUACAGCAGAACAAUUUUACAAUUUAUCUCAGCUGAUGGUGGAUGAGGUUUAUCAAGUUAGAGAAGCAUUCAGUACUAAACUGCAUAAAGGACUUGGCAGAGGAAUACCAAAUAAAUGUUUACCUUUAGAUUUUAUGGGCUAUUAUGCUCUCGGAGGAAAGGAGCAGAACAAAAAAUUGAAACAAACAUUAAAGAAUUUCAUGCAAACAGAUAUCAACAAAAGAAGGGAUUACGUAAAAACACUGUCAUUAGGAACAGUAGAGAGAGCUAUGGGCAAACUUCCCCAUAUCUUACCGGAUUAUAUGUUAGUUUUUGCGGUUCCCAUACUUGCUCAUGAUCCCGACUUUGUUACUUGCACGUCGGUUAGUCACUUGAAAGUUGUACAGCAGUGCUUAUGGUUUAUCUUAGAACAUCUAAUUAUGAAAAAUGAAUACUACUGCUUUGGUUUCUAUAAAAAUCUCAUUGAAAAAAUGAAAAAUUAUAAAGAUGCAUUAAGGCCUGAUGAUGAAGAUAUGAAUUACAAACUGUGGGCGGUUUGCGAUAUGGCGAUGAACGUCAUUUAUGUGAAAACGACAAACUUCGAUAUGAAGGAAUUUCCGAGCGAGACUCGAAUACCUACUAUGUAUUUCAAGAAAGCUGACGAAAUCAUAUCUAACACUAAAAAUUACUUACCUGAGGAAUUUCAAAUUAAUAUGAAUAAUCCAAAGGGAAAAGGGACGAGUAUAAAUUCAGUAUCAAAUGAAAGAACUACCCGAAAGACGAAAGCCAAACAAAAGGAAACUGGCGUUGGACCAAACGAAACUGAUGCAAGGCUGCAUGUUGGCGCAAAGGAAUGUAUUGAUGCUCAGCCAUCAGAGGCAUCAGAAACAAGGAUUCAUUUACCUGGACUCGUAGACGAAAUUGAUGAACCGCCGGAAAAGAAACCACACAAAGAUACUGAGAAGAUGGGUAAAUAUGCAUGUAAAUGAGCUGUUCAAACAAACAAAAAUAAAUAAAAAAUAAACAGAAUUCAAGCUGCUGAAAAAAAUUGAAGAUUAAAGAUGUGAUAACGUCAUUAUACGAUACAAACUUUGUGUGAAUAUCUCACGAAUUAGAAACAGAUUAUUUUGGUUAUAUAAUACAAUUUAUAAAAUAUUCGAGUCGUUCAUGUACGAAAGAAAUCUUAACUUUUAAGGCGAAGAUGAAGCGUAAGCUUGAACCAAGUUGAAAGUUCAGAAGCAGUAUAUGCAGAUCGUCAAAACUUUGCUGAAAGUCUGAACUUUAAAUGAGAUCGAAUGACGCUUCACAAUAUCUGUAUAAAAAAUAUUUUACAUUAAAUUAUCUUUCAUAUAAUCUUGGUGGCAGUUUAGCAUUGCAUUGUGUAAAAAAAUGUUAGUGAGACUCAUCACAUCUUGGUUUGAAAUCGCUAUACAUUUUAUUUAAAAACAACUGAUAACGAGGAACAGUGUGUGUACAUUAUUCCGAACUUGGACAAGCGUGAAAUAAGCGAUAAUUUUGUUUUUAUUUACAAUUGUUUAUUGCUAUACAGUAAAGUUGAUUUUAUUUACAGUGUGAUGGGCAUUGAUAGCCUAAUUUACAAAACAAAAUAAAGUAUCAUCAUUCUGACAAACUUUCUAUUAUAUACUUCUAAAAAUAAUUUAAUUUGUUAAUUUAAUUAAUUAAAACUUACUUUGUAUA
Messenger RNA from Phymastichus coffea, 5165 nucleotides. RefSeq names its product sister chromatid cohesion protein PDS5 homolog B (gene pds5). Gene Ontology annotation, biological process: mitotic sister chromatid cohesion; DNA repair. The coding region runs from base 815 to 4456 and encodes 1213 amino acids. Lineage: Eukaryota; Metazoa; Arthropoda; Insecta; Hymenoptera; Eulophidae. The record is from RefSeq and is a predicted model, not a curated record. The transcript is spliced from 13 exons. Gene Ontology annotation, cellular component: chromatin; nucleus.